Molecule: messenger RNA, 1102 nt
Organism: Phragmites australis (common reed)
Lineage: Eukaryota; Viridiplantae; Streptophyta; Magnoliopsida; Poales; Poaceae
Product: geranylgeranyl pyrophosphate synthase 7, chloroplastic-like
Exons: 1
Coding region: 26-1102 (358 amino acids)
Biological process (GO): isoprenoid biosynthetic process
Molecular function (GO): prenyltransferase activity
Source: RefSeq, a predicted model, not a curated record
CUCUCUCUCUCUCUCUCUCUCAAGGAUGGCCAAGGUUGGACCCUGCCUCCAUCUUGCAACUCCCAUGGCGAAGAACCACAAGCUCCACAUGCCUCCAAGAACCGCUCCACUUCAAGCUAAGCACUCGGCCCUCUCCUUCCGGUGCGCCGUGACGUCUCAGACGGCGAGCAAUACCACCACAGCCACCGUGUUGCAAGCCAACAAGGAGGCCUUUGGCUUCGAGCAGUACAUGGCAUCCAAGGCCGCGGCCGUGAACGAGGCCCUGGACCGCGCGGUGCCGCUCCGCCACCCGGCCGAGCGGCUCCACGAGUCCAUGCGCUACUCCCUCCUCGCCGGCGGCAAGCGCGUGCGCCCCGUGCUCGCGCUAGCCGCGUGCGAGCUGGUGGGCGGAGACGAGGCCGCGGCGGCGCCUGUGGCCUGCGCCGUUGAGAUGGUCCACGCCAUGUCGCUCAUCCACGACGAUCUGCCCUGCAUGGACGACGACGACCUCCGCCGCGGCCGCCCCACCAACCACGUCGCGUUCGGGGUCAGCACCGCGCUGCUCGCCGGGGACGCGCUCCUUGCCCUCGCGUUCGAGCACGUGGCCCGCGGCUGCGCGGACCAUGGCGUCCCUGCCGAACGCGCUCUGCGGGCCGUGGCUGAGCUCGGCAACGCCGUGGGCGCCGAGGGUCUUGCAUGCGGGCAGGUAGUGGACAUGGCCAGCGAGGGCGCGGCCGUGGGGCUGGCCACCCUGGAGUACAUCCAUGUGCACAAGACGGCGCGGCUCCUGGAGGCCGCGACCGUGUGCGGCGCCAUCGUCGGCGGAGGAACCUACGAGGAGGUCGAGGGCAUCCGCAGGUUCGCGCGGUACAUCGGGCUGCUGUUCCAGGUAGUGGACGACGUUCUCGACGUGACGCGCACGUCCGAACAGCUCGGGAAGACGGCCGGGAAGGAUCUGGCGUCUGACAAGGCCACGUAUCCUAAGCUCAUGGGCGUCGACGGGGCGCGCGCGUACGCCGCCGAGCUCGUGGCGAGCGCGGAGGCGGAGCUCGACCGGUUCGACCGCGACCGCGCCGCGCCACUUCGCCACCUAUCACGGUUCAUCGCGUACCGGCAGAACUGA